Messenger RNA from Anopheles moucheti, 3755 nucleotides. It is a transcript of the gene cdm, whose product is annotated as importin-13. Gene Ontology annotation, cellular component: nuclear membrane; cytoplasm. Lineage: Eukaryota; Metazoa; Arthropoda; Insecta; Diptera; Culicidae. Bases 214 to 3189 code for a protein of 991 amino acids. The transcript is spliced from 8 exons. The record is from RefSeq and is a predicted model, not a curated record. Gene Ontology annotation, biological process: protein import into nucleus. Gene Ontology annotation, molecular function: small GTPase binding.
UAUAUUUUUAUUUUCUACUGUGCUUUACUCCGUUUCCAGAAAAGUUUGUACAAUUAUAAGGGAUAAGUGAUGGCAGAUAAAUGAUAGUUAUUGGAAGUAACCUGCCAUCUGCUAUUAGAAAUUAGUGGUCAAAAAAUAACAUCACAACCGCAACUGGUACUGACUGGCAGCAGCGGAACGAAGCAAAACGGUGGCAAAAUAAGGGCAGAAAUCAUGGAUGAAGUGCAAACUAUAGAGGCGGCCGUCCUAUCCUUCUAUCGGGGUGGGUCCGAGCAGCAGAAGGAAACACACAAAUGGCUACAACAGGUGCAGAACAGUCCACAGGCCUGGUCUUUCUGUUGGGAGCUGAUGCAGCUAAACAAAUCGUCCGAGAUUCAGUUUUUCGGAGCAAUCACAUUGAAUUCAAAGCUGCGCAGCGAUUGGGUGGAAGUGCCGAAAGAAGCACACCACGAACUGAAACAGAAGUUGCUAGAAACGAUCGUACUCUUCGGAAACGGCCCUAAGAUCGUCCUGAACAGGCUGUGCAUCUCGCUUGGUCUCUUUAUCGUGCAUAUGCUACGCCAUCCAACGGUAAUAGAGGAGGUGACCAAUAUGUUUCUGCACGAGCAGUUGGGCAACCUCUCGAAAGUAACCCAGAUCGAGAUUCUGAUGGCGGUCUUGGAGGGCAUCCCGGAGGAGGUGAAAACCAUACGCACACAGAUCCCUCGGCCGGUUGUUUGGGAGGAGCUGAACCGGAAUGCGGAAUUCGUCAUGCAAACCGUGGUGACGUACCUGAACGAGAAGCUUAGCCACAAUGCGGUCGAAGCGCACGAUAUGAAUGGGUUGAUAAAUGCGGCCAAAUGUACCGGCACCUGGGUCACGCACGGAAACGUUCAUUUGAACGAUCGGGAAGCGAUGAUACAAACACUGCUGAAAGCCGUCCACUACUGCUACUGGAAGGAGCCGAAGGAUGACGGUUGUCUGAUGCCGGAAGAGAACGAACUAGCGGAAACGGCACUUAAAUCAUUAGCGAACAUUAUCUCUUCGUAUGCGACCCAAAGUACGAAAUAUUCCUUCACCAUUAUCAACUACAUGAAGUUGUUUCUAGACGUGCUCGUACCCAUCCUGGAUGCGGAGUAUAAAGAGAACAAUGACAACGAAAAUCUUGCCCUUAUAAUCUAUGCCCUGUUCAUCUCCACCCUCGAGUGCUUUUCGUCGGCAAUCUUCGCUGGCAUCGCAACGGACUCGGAAGAAGUGUCCAAGGUGUACACACGGACGGUCGAUAUGUUGAUCAAAUGUACGGACAAACCGGGCACCUAUCCAGUGGAUGAAUCGUGCAGUACGUACGCGAUGGAGUUUUGGUACAUGCUGCAGGAGGAGGUCCUUUCGAUGGAUAACGGCGAACGCAAGAAACGUUGCCUGGAAGCCAUCAAACCAGUAUACGCACACGUGGUGAAGGUGUUGGUACGAAAGUCCCAACUGCCCACAGAAUCUUCUCUGCACAAGUGGAACGAUGAUGAUCUGGAAGCGUUCCGAUGCUAUCGGCAAGAUAUCGGUGACACGCUUCUCUCCUGUCAUGACGUCCUAAACGAUCUAAUGCUGGAUGUGCUGUCGGAAGCGCUAGAUGAAUCGAUCAUGUACCUCAGCUAUGAUCCACAGUCCACGGAAAACUGGACGCUACUCGAAGCGACCAUACAUGCGUUUUGCUCGAUUGCACAAAAGAUCGAGUACACCGAACAUCAGCAGAUUGUGAAGCUGCUCAAGAUACUGAACGAAAUCCCGUACGAAAAGUACAACGACAAGCUGUUUGGGAUGGCGCUCGAGACGGUCGGUGCGUACAGCGAGUGGAUUGGGGACAAUCCCAAAUAUCUCCCGUCCGCCAUCACGCUCCUGGUGAAGGGACUGAACUCCACCAAAGCUUCCCAGGCAACACUCGGAUUGAAGGAUCUCACAUCUGAAUGCCAAAAGGAGGUAAUCCCGUAUGCACUACCAUUGCUGGACGCUUGCCGUACGGCUCUACAGGAAGGUCACCUGAAGAAUGCGGAAAUGAUCCGAUUGAUGUACACCGUCGGAAACAUACUGAGCGUGAUCUCGUACGAUAACAUUAUCCUCUACCUGGACGCGAUGGUUUCGCCCUGCUUCGAGGAGCUGCAGAUACACGUACAAAACAACGAUCGAACUGAACCGACCAAGGCACGGGUUGUGCUACGGCUCGAAAUGAUCUCGAAGCUGUUCUCCUCCCUGAAUAUCCGGAAGCCGACGGAGGGCGACAUGGAUAAGGGUUUGGGCCCGGAUGCACAAAAGUUACCUUUUCCCGGCACACCGUUACCGGGUGCGCCCGUACAGCCAAUCUUGCUGAUACUGGAGAAAACGAUGGGACUGCUGAAGGAUCUAUGUACGAUCUGGAUACACGACGAGACGGUUAUAGAUACGCUAUGCAAAGCGUUGCAGCAAGCGCUAACGAAUCUGAUGGAUGACAUUAAACCGCUGCUUACGGAGAUGUGCUGUCUGGUGCUGUCGAUCCUGAACACUAACUGUGUCGUAUCGGCGGCAGAUAUUGCGGGAAACUUCAUUCUGAUGUUUUACAAGGAUCAAGACUCUAGACAACUCAUGGUACAACUGUUUACUGCCAUCAUGGACUACAACUUUAACCAGAUGCAGCAAAAUUUGGGAAAACUGUCCCGGAUAGCGGAUUUGAUUGAAACAUUCUACGCGUUUAAUACGAGAAUAUCGAAAAAGAUCCCUAUAUGCUACAGCGAGGUACAGGUUGACUGUAUGAAGCUAGUCGAUUUCGCCACCAAAUGCAUGAUGUUACCCGAGACUGGACCGAUGAAGAAAAGUGUGGCGUUUAUCACGAUGUUCGUGAAGGAAUCGACUAAUCAUCCAGUGAUGAUGAAUGUCGUACUGGCGCAGGGUGAAAAUAUCGUCCGAUCUAGCUUUCUGUGUAUCGGCGGUACGGCCCUUCGCACACAGGUGGAAAUAUUUGCCGACAUCUUUCUCGCACUUAACUUCCGCUAUCCGACAGAGUUUAUCCAGUGGAUGAAGCUGCUGGAGCUACCAAACUUUCCGACCGCCUUCGUUAGCGCUAACGAUAAGGAGCAAUUUAUGCGAAAAGUUAUCAAGGAACGUGUCAACAAGCGGCUCGUUCAAGAUCAUGUGCGAAAAUUCGCCGCACUCUGCAGGAACAUUGUUGAGUAUGAGAACAAAUAAGGCUAAACGAAUAGUACAUGCGCCGGACAAAUAGCCGAGCGGAACAGCAUGGAACGAUAUGGGGUCAAAUCUUGACCCUCUUCCAUACGUCGUAGGACUGUGAGUAUAUCCUGCUUUUGGGUAAUUCAAGUCAACAGAACAAAAGAGCAACAUGGUGUAGGCCCAAGAGUCCGAACAUGGUUGGCAAAGUCAAAUGUGGUGCCGUACACACUCAGUAAUGAUGCUUGUUCUCUCGUGGAAGAACCCCGGGGUCAGGAUGUGCGUGUAAAGAAAAUACUUUCAAUCUAACCAAUGUGAUUUUUAGCUAGUAGGUAAAACAAAGCGGAAACAAGCUGUGUGUACAAAAUGACUACACCCAAUGAAUGCGCGAAAUCCACCCGUACGAUGGAAAGAUAGUCGUGUACGUGUGCCAAUGGGGGAUAUUGAGAGAGCUUGUGCUUUAAUCUCGAACUGUGUAUGAACAUUUACAUACACGCACACGGUACACACAGGACACAACCUCUGUCUUAUUUGUGUUUCUCUUUCUUAGGAUGUGAAUAAUAAAUGCAGCAUUGAUUUUAUUUUAA